Paramuricea clavata is the source of this 1679-nucleotide messenger RNA. The record is from the annotation of a GenBank genome assembly. Lineage: Eukaryota; Metazoa; Cnidaria; Anthozoa; Malacalcyonacea; Plexauridae.
AUGUUCUCAAUUGUCACAGGUAUAGUAAGUUCCACUGUGGGAUUACUGUGGAACAAAGCCCGAGAUACAACUGCUAAAAAGCUGAAGGACGGUGAUAUUACAGAUGAAAGAAUUCGUGAAAUAGUCGUGCGAGAACUCAACGACGUCAAAAUCAAAAUUGACGGUCUCUCGCGCAAAGAUUUGCUCAGCAGCUACAGUUUUCUACAGGAAGGAGUACAUUUACUGAUUGUUUCUCUGGAUAAGUGGAAGGACGAGCAAAAAGCUGUGCAAAGCAAAACUCAGGAUGAUCGCGGUGAAACGUCUAGAAUGCCGAGAGGUGAUGAGUCAGCAGAUAUCUUGAACAAAGCCUUAGGACUUUCUCACGUCAUGGGAAAGCUAAAGAUUGUGUCAAACGAGUCUGAAUCUGCGAAAGAACGAUUCAAAGAUGCCCGUAAGGAAGCAACCCAUGCGUUUUGUAAUGAAGCAUUGAAUAUUCACGACCGAAUCUUCGCAGCAAACUCCGUGUCGUUUCAGAGAUACUGGAAUGUCUCGACAAUCCCGACACAGCGGUUACUUCGUGCCUGUUGUUUUUAGAAAAGCUUCAUGAUUUACCUGCCGUUCGCGAGAUAUUCUCGGUGUAUCUCGGUGGUGGAGUUAAGUCCAUCUUCAGUAAAGGUGGACGAGUUGAAAAUGUUAAAUCUGUCAUGAUGAUCAACUAUGUUUUAUAUCAAUUUGUUUUGAAAUUCAGCAGCAAGUAUUGUUCAGUGCUCGCCUGGCCAACAAUUCAACUCUCUGAUCGCAGUUUCAACCCAGUAUGCAAUUGGCAGGACGUUUCGACAACAACGUCUUGGGGAGAAGAAUUGCCGAUCUACCCACCCAAUGAAGUGAACCUCGAUAGAGAUUUCUUUCCGUUUAAUUCUGCUGUAAACAGUCGGGGUGAGAUAGUUAUAUGGUAUGAUAAUGACAUUGAGAUCAUCUCCCGAACAGGUGAAAGCAAAGUGGCAUAUCAAUUUUCCGUUCUGAGCACAGAGAAUAACGAAUGGGAGGUUAUCAAACAAGAAAUUAUAGGUCUCGCUCUUGAUCAAGAAAAUAAUGUGUAUGUUGUACUAUACGGUGAAACGACUACACAAAAUGGCAAUGUGGAUGGCCAUGCAGUAUUAUAUAUAUUGGAUAAACAUUGCAAUCGUGUAAAACACAAAACCGAAUUGACUUUUCUUCCAAAACACAAGACACAUCUGAGAUUAGCUAUAAACAAAGACAAUAACAUUGUAAUGGCGCCAAUCAUGUCCCACUACCAUCAUGUGUACGUCUGUGACCACACUGGGCAGUUAAGAUACAAAUUUGAACAUGAAAUUACUGCGCUAUGCUACAUGAGUGUUUCAGACAAUAAUGAAAUCAUGUUGGCAUCAUUUAUUAUCGUUGAAAUAUACACAGAAGAAGGAAAUCGAAAGUUGGAAAUAGAACUACCAGCAGGUCACAUGGUCCACGGAACGGCAUUUCACUUUGUCAUUCGUAAAAUAAUUGUCUUAACCAGAGGCAGAGGCAGCAGUUCCUGUUUCCUCCAUCGUUACUCUGAAACAGGUCAACUGGAGACCUCAAUGUUCUGUUUUAAUUACAGUGGAGGUUUAUCUCAGAUUACAUCUCAUCCAAGUGGUCCAGUUGCUAUUGUUAGCAAGGGCGGAAACAUAAUCGAUAUAUAA